Molecule: messenger RNA, 1414 nt
Organism: Mus pahari (shrew mouse)
Lineage: Eukaryota; Metazoa; Chordata; Mammalia; Rodentia; Muridae
Gene: Tex52
Product: testis expressed 52
Exons: 3
Coding region: 58-813 (251 amino acids)
Source: RefSeq, a predicted model, not a curated record
ACCAGAAAGGGCUUUCCUCCAAAGCCUCCUCUCCUAGCUCUGUGGCUCAGAGGAAGAAUGGCCAACAUCCUGAAGAAAACAUCCCUCCAAAAGCCAAGCCAGAGCCAAGUCUCUCGUACCAGGGAGCCUUUCCUGAAGAUGAUCCAUGCCAAAGAAUCCUCCCCAACCUAUCAGACUUGGACUCAGCGCGAGUUCCUCCUCCCCAAAGAGACCAGGGAGUUCCCGGGCUUCACCCUGCAAGACUACCACAAGCUGGCCCUGAAGCAGCCACCAUGCACAGAGAUAAAGUCCAAGGUGCAUCACCGGAUGCUCUAUCCUUGCAAGGAUGCAGCGGAGCACACCUGGGGCUUUCACACAUGGCUUGAUGUGGGACGUUUGCCUGCUACCUUUCCCACCAGACCAGACAUACCCUAUGACAGCAACGUCUGGCGCCAUUUGACUCACUCCAAUGCCCACCGUCUCCCUGCUGCGCAGCCUGGCAUCCCUCCGCCCUCCUGGAUGGGCCCACACAGCUUCCUGUCCUUCAUCAGUGCUAGCCCCAUCGUCGUGGACUUGAAAAGAAGGAAGCAGAUAAUUGUAAGAACAGUGAAGGAGCUGAAGGAAGUGGAGAAACUCAAGCUGAGGAGCGAACUAAGGGCCCCUCCCCUCGAUGCCAAUGGCAAUAUCCUACCUCCGCCAAACUUCAAGAAGAAUAGUUUCUUGCCUACCAUGCAAGAGGCUCGAAGCAGCAACCAGGGUUAUCUGCUGAGCACAAAGCCCAUUGAAGCACAGAAAAUCUGCUACUAUUCAACAGGGUUGUUGUUUUGUUUUUAAGUCAAUUUGCUACUGUUCAAUUUAAUACUACAAGCCAGCAAAGAAGAGGAAGCCAUCUCCUACACUACGCUGAGUUCGGCGGUCUUCCUGUAUACACUGCAUUAGUAGAAUAGGGGAGAUGUGAUGAACAGCUGGAAUCUAGACAGAACCCUGAAAUAGUCAGGCAGGGUGGUAGAAACCUGUGAUCUCAACACUCUGAAGGUGGGGCAAGAAGAUGUCAAAAUGGAGACCAGCAUGGACCACGUACUGAGAUGGAAAGAAGGAUGAAGAAAGCCAAGAACAGAUAACUGGGUUAGAGUGUAGCCCAGUGAUGGAGUGCUGACCACGCACACACAGGCUGGGUCCUGGGUUCGAUCCCUAGCACUACAUAGAGAUAUAAAAAGAAGCUAGGAGAGGGGCUGGAGAGAUGGCUCAGCAGUUAAGGGCACUGGAGUACAAUGCCCAGCACCCACAUGGCAGCUCACAGUCAUCUGAAAGUCUUGUCUGAGGGGAUCUCACUCCCUCUAAUGACUCCCACUGAUAACCAUGCUAACAAGUAGUUACACGCCGGCAAGACGUUCACACACCUAAAAUAGCAAAAUUAAUAUAAUAAAAUAUGUAA